Messenger RNA from Eupeodes corollae, 5779 nucleotides. Its product is annotated as junctophilin-1. The coding region runs from base 858 to 3953 and encodes 1031 amino acids. The record is from RefSeq and is a predicted model, not a curated record. The transcript is spliced from 9 exons. Gene Ontology annotation, cellular component: junctional membrane complex; plasma membrane; endoplasmic reticulum membrane. Lineage: Eukaryota; Metazoa; Arthropoda; Insecta; Diptera; Syrphidae.
CAUUGUUUAGAGAUGAGAUAUGUUCAAAUAAAUUAAAUUUAAUAAAAUAAAAGAAGAAAAUCGAAACUGAUUGAAAAUUUUGACUUUUGAAUAGAAAAUUAUUCGAUUCGUAUUAUUUAAUCAAUCCACUUGUAUGUGACCUCGUAUAAAUCAUGAAAAAAGCUUGAUGCUGAAGGAUGGCUUAUCAUAAAUUCACAAAACGCCAUACGAAUUCUCUCUAUUGAAUAAAUAUCGCUGCAUUAAUUUAAAAAUACAGAUUUUUAAAAAAUGUAUUUAAUGACUCAAAUUUUAAAUAUUACUCAUAGAAACUUUUUAAAAAUAUUUAAUUUAUCAAAAAGUGUUAAAAGAAAAAAUUAUAAAUCAUAAGUUAAAAAAAAUAUAUAAUUUGUGUUUAGACAAAAAAAACUUCUUCAUCCUUUGAAACAAAUAAUAAUAAAAAAAACAUAUCGAACAAUAAAAUAACGAAAAAAUACAUCAUAUUCCUUCAAAUGAUAAAAAAGAGAUUUAAAAUUCGUAACUGCAAUCAAAAUAAAAUCACUAAAGUCAUUCGAAGAAAGCUCAAAAAGCUUAUCAUCUACUACGACAAUAGCGAGGAAACCUUGGAAAAGGGAUCCAAACAAACUACCGAACCAACAACAGAAAAAAUUAAAACAACAUCAUCAUCACCAUCUAUUCCCACCACCAUUCAACUUUUAUAACCAUUACGACGGCAAACUCUAUAGAAAGUUGACAAGUACGAGCGACCAGUGAAUUUGAAAAAGCAGGUCCUUAACCAUUCUAAUACUAACAUCAGAAUCAGAGAACCAUACUGUGCCAUCUAGAAAUAGAAACGUAUUGACAACAACAAAAAAUUAAAAAUGCAACAGCAACAAGGCGACAUUCAGAAUGGUGGUGGUGGUCAGGCUUUGAGCGGCGGCGGUGGCGGAGGAGGAGCAAGCACCAAUUCUCCACCGGGAACUUAUGGCACAAGUAAACGAGCACAAAUAAGUGGGGGACGUUUCGAUUUUGAAGACGGGGGUACAUAUUGUGGUGGUUGGGAUGACGGCAAAGCUCAUGGUCAUGGUGUUUGUACUGGACCUAAACAUCAAGGUGCGUAUGCUGGUGCAUGGAAUUAUGGAUUCGAGCUAUCCGGCGUUUACAUUUGGCCAAGUGGUUCCCAUUACGAAGGCCAAUGGCAAAAUGGAAGGCGCCAUGGUCUCGGUGUUGAGCAAAGAGGUCGCCUUAUAUAUCGUGGUGAAUGGUCAAAAGAUGGGCACAAGGGGCGCUAUGGCGUGCGGCAAAGCACAAUAUCUACGGCAAAAUACGAGGGAACAUGGAAUGUUGGAUUCCAGGACGGUUAUGGCUGCGAAACUUAUGCCGAUGGUGGAACAUAUCAAGGCCAAUGGCAAGAAGGAAAACGACAUGGAUAUGGUAUACGCACAUCAGCACCCUUUGGCAUGGCGUCCCAUUAUCGACCAAAAAACAUUCAUGCUUCCAUGAGUUCUUUAAGAAGCAACGAAAACGCUGACCCUUCGGGUAAAGGAAACAAUAAAUCUGAAGAAAUUCGUGGUGGAUUUGUGUUAACUUCAAAGUCUGAUAAGCUUCCUGCUAGGCGAAAUAGUUUGACGGAAAAAUCCAAAAAAGGAUUCCUUUCGGGCCUGAGACGAAAACAAAGAAGUACUGGGGAUCUGGAGAAACGUGGAACUUUAGCUUCAGGAAGUAUCCGAUCAACAAUGUCAACUGCUUCUUGGCUCAGUACUGGUUCUGAACAAUCCAACUUGACCGCAAAAUCUGCUCACACCGAGUCAAAUGCAAGUUUUACAAUUGAAGAAGAACAGUUGGAUCCAACAGUUGUGGAAACUUACAUGGGUGAAUGGAGUAAGGACAAGCGUAGCGGUUAUGGUGUUGCCGAACGAACUGAUGGUUUGAAGUACGAAGGAGAAUGGUAUAACAACAAAAAGAACGGUUAUGGUGUUACAACCUUCCGUGACGGUACUGUAGAAGAGGGCAAAUAUAAAAAUAAUAUUUUAAUAACGAGUCAAAAGAAAAAGCAUUUGUUUGUGGCAAGAUCACGAAAGUUCAGAGAGAGAAUAACAGCCUCCGUAAGUUCGGCACAGAGGGCGUUAAAAAUGGCUCUACAACGAUCAGAUAUAGCGAUAUCGAGAACUGCCACAGCAUCAGCCAAAGCCCAAAAUGCUGAUAUUGCAGCAGAACAAGCUCGCAUCGAUUGCGAACAAGCAGUGGCAAUGGCGCGUGAAUUCGCCCCAGAUUUUAAGCCAACUGUCUUGGAACGAUUUGAGAAAUUAAGAUUCCGCGAACGAUAUAAAUUAAUGUCAAGCGAUAUGGUCGAGCCGAAUCGACCUUCGGGUUCAUCGAAUAAUCCACAAGUGGGGAAUCAGAAUGAAGUUGUUCGAAGUGCACCAAAUUCUGCCUCUUCGCAACAAGCUUCUAACAAACAACCUUUGUCAGCAUUUCAACAACAGCAACAAAAUUCAACCAAUGGCCGUCGGCCAUCACAAUUGGCAAAUCAACAAUCUGAGGACUGUCCUGUCCCCAGUUCCAUGUACUCACAACAAAUGCCUGUUUCUCCACAAACAGAUUUGUCGGCAUUGGUUAGUCAGCAGCAUAUUCGUGGAGUUGGGGGACUUCAUCCCACGAACCAGGUGCAUGUCGGAGGCGUUUCCAAUAUGUCACAUAGCAAUCCACAAAUGAAUCCCGCAUAUCAAUACCAACAACAACAGCCUCCUGGAAUACAGCACUCGCCUGGCGAUACUGUAGGUAAUAUGAACAAGUCCAACUAUGCCGAAGCACAACAAUUGAACAAUCUGCAACAACAACAACAAAUGAUGCAACUGCAGCUGCAACAGCAACAUCAGCAGCAACAGCAACUAUACAACCAACAACAGCAACAACAAUCCCAAUUGAGUCAGCAACAGCAGAAACAACAGCAGCAGCAGUUCGAAAUGCAACAUCAACAGCAACAGCAAAUGAGCGCACAACAAUCAAAUGUGCAGCAGCAACAGCAGUAUCGGCAAGAUAAUUCAAGCAGUACGACAGCACCUGGAGGAAGCGGCUCUAUGAUCAGAAGAAACGGUAGCAGUAGACCGCCAAUGCUUGGCCAAACCAAUCAGCAAUCCUCCAUCGACCACUUCGAUCACUAUAAACGACCUCCGAGUCGCGAUUCAUCAGUUGACAGAUAUGCGCGGGCAGCCAGUAGAAUGAGUGGUGGAUAUGGAUCCCGUCAAGCAUCUGUAGAUCGAGGUACCGGUGGCAAUGCACCCGGAACAUCUACACCUACUGAUACAGCAGCGACUUCUAAUGAACCAGCAAGACCAAGGGCCGGUUCAGUUUUCCGAGGUGCUACUCCUGGUCCCGGUCAGCGAUCAGCGACACCAACAAACACUGGAAAUGGAACAGUGCCCACGGGUUCAGGGCGAUUAUCACUCACUGGUACACCUAGCAUGCAAAGACGUUCCACUCCGGUUAAAGAGCCACAAUUUUCGACACCUAAUCAACCAUUCGAAGACGUUUUACUUCGUCAACGUACUUUAGGACAAGAUAUCAUUCCCUCACCCUCGCAACCAAAACGAACUGAAAGUUUGUAUGUACCUCCUAAGCCAGCAACACCCAUCGGCGGCGGUGGUAAAGCAGCAGGUGGCGCUAGCGGUGGAAAUAAGAAACUUAAGAGCGUCCCAAUUAAUGUGACAUUGCAAAGGAAAAAAUCAUUGCCAGAUUUUCAAGAACUGCCACGUGCCACGGAGGCAAUGAGCCGCGAAGAAGUAUCGGCAUUAGGUUCGGCCAGGCGGGAAGCUGUCCGAAGGCAAAUCGAAAUGAAUGAAAGGCUUAAAGCAAACCCUUUUUUGUAUUUAGUCAGUCCGCAAGUUAAGGAUUGGUUCUCACGUCAACAGUUGGUGAUUUUGGUCCUUUUUGCAAACAUUGCAUUGGGAAUUAUGUUCUUUAAGAUGUUAACAUAGCAUCAAUUGGAAGCUUCAACUUGGCUUUGUAAAUCAUAUGUAUUGGCUAAAGCCAAUACUAACAGAAUAAAUACAUACUCAGCAGAUAAUAUUUUAAAUAAACAUCUUUUUACUUAAAAAUUAAAUUUAGUGAAUGAGAACUGAACAUUCAAUUUUAUCGUGAACCCUAAAAAUGCAAAAAUAAAAUGAAUACAAGCAGAAUUUACUAAAGGGUUAAAAAAGAAAUAUUUGUAGACUUAAAUGGACGCUAUUUAAACAAAUGGUAAUGCAAGCAAAAAGUAUUUUAUAAAUCGGAAGAAAAAAAAUUAAAUUCAAAAAUUGGAUUCUAAAGAUGAUGUAAUGAUAGGUAGACUUUGAAAUUCAAACUCUAAACUUAAUGGAAUUUUUUAUGUUUCAACUAUAUUGAAACUUUUUUUAAAAUAAUAAUUUCAAAAUAUAACGAAUAGCAAAAUGAUGAAAAAAAAUUAAAAUAAAUAAACUUUUAUUAUCUUAACGAAUUUUAUACUAUUUAGAAAAAUUAUAGAUAAAAACAAAAAAUACAACUUUAAAAAAAUAGAAAUAUAUAGAACAUGUGAACAAAAAAUAAAGUAGUAUGCUCAUAAAAUGAAUAUAUAUGUAUAUAUAUACAUAAAUAGAUAUAUUUGGGACCUCAUCAUGGUUUUAUAAGGAAGUACCGUGGGACCGGAAAAUGCAAUAUACUUUAAUCUUAUCAUAUUAUUCUAAUAGACAUUUUGUGCCAUCAGUAGAAACUAAUAGGAAAUGCUUAACUAAACACCCAAUUGAAUGGGACGCAUUUUCUUUUAUUUCAUUUUAUAUAUUCACAAUAUUAAUUUUCUUUUUUAGUUUUUUCAUAAUUUUAAUUUAUUGCAAAUAUAUCAUUUUAUUUUACCUAAGCAAAUAAAAACAAUACACCUUAAAUCAAAAUAAACAAAAACGAAAUUAUAGUUUAUUCGAUGUGGUAAGUGGUUUAUCACAAUUUUAAUUUAGUUAGUUAAAUAUUAAAAAUUAAAAAUUUCAUGAUUUUCGUUUCGGAAUAAUAAAUUAAUACAAAUUAAAAGAACUUAAAAGCAAAUGAUGUGUGAUAAAUUAUUUUUUGUUCGAUUUUUUUUUCUUUUUGCAUUAAUAAUUUUUGUUUUCUUCGAAAUUUUAAAUUACAAACUAUAUUAUCUAUUUCCAAACAAGGCAAAGCAUUUAAAAGUGCAAAUCUUAAACUUUUAAGCGCUAUAAUUUUGUUGGUUCCAUAUUUUCGUUCAUCAAAAGUCGAUUUAUUUAACAACAUUCAUUUAAUUUAAGCAAACACAAACACAAAAUAUUUGGUUCCUUGUUGUUUAAAUAAUUUUAAAAAAAUUUAUUGCAUAUAUAUUAAAAAAAAAGUAUAAUCAAAACUAUAUAAAAAAUUAAAACAAAUAAAACUAUAUUUUCUCUAAACAUGUAGCUAAGUUUAAGAUAGUUAGUUAGGCCAUCAUUUCUUUACGAACUAAAAAAUUACAGUUAAUAAAGUUUUAAAAAACAAAAUUAAAAAAAAACAACACUGAGAAUUCUUCCACAACAAUUUAAAAAUCGUUUCUUUAUAUAAUUAAAAAAACACAUACUUAAAUAAUUAUUAUAACUUUUUAAAAUAUAAAACUGUAUUUAUAAAUAUUUUUCAGUUCAAUUUCAAUACAUGAGUAUGUUGUUGUUAAUAAUUAUUUAGAAAAGAAAACCUUAAACAAUUUAAAUUUACAUUUCCUUAAAGAUCGCAAAAUUAUUCCCUUGUUGAUACAUUUGUUGAAAAAUUGCCGAAAUAAAUUUGUUAUAAUUUUUUUUGGUUAAAUAUUCAUUAUCAA